AUGAAUGACGGGAUCCCUACCGAAGGACUGAUGGGCCUGGCUUCUCCAUUGCCCAUUAUCUCAACUCCCUCAAACUUGCCUAGUCAAGAAAACGGCGCCGAAAAGGCUACCUUGAUCGUCAGCAUAGUCUUUGAUCAAGAGGCGCCGCCGGGCAUGUUCGUUCGAUCUUCAUUGGUGAUCGAGAACAGGGACACAUCAUUCUCGGUCGUCAUGGCUGCGAAUCCCCUUUCUCCCCCUAAUAACAUCCACAACUUCCGUCUCGGGCUUCAGAUACGGCUCCACCGUCCCCCUCACCCGCGUCCUCUGCUCAAAGGCAUACGCCAUGCCGAUCAGCCCUUCCUCGCUGAACCUCUCCCCGACGAAGCUGAUCCCAAAGGGCAGGUUCGGCCCCUCGGCGACCAGGUUUCCGAACCCGUUCAUCACCACCGUCUGGCUGGCCGGGUACUUGCCCAGCGGCACCGUGACGACGGGGGCGCCCACGAUGGCCGCGAGCGGCGCCGCGAAGGCGGUGGGCAGGACGAGCGCGUCGAGCGAGUUGUUCCUCAGCGCGCCCGUCACGCCCAGCGGGCCCGCGAGGUACCUGUUGCGCGUGUAGUUGCCCCAGAACUCGGGCGUCUGGUUGCCCCCCUCGCCGAUGACCGGGUCGGCGACCGCCUCGUCCCACAGGCCCGUGUCGCGCUUCGGCCACAUCUCCAGGGGCUCCCGCUGCGUGAACGCGCGGACGGACUGCAGGUCCGUCACGUUGUGCGGGUUGGUCGCCAGCUUGGCGAGGAAGCGCUUGAGCCCGGACACCAGGUCGGCCUCGAGGAGGAACGAGACGGUGUUGCCGUCGAUGAGGUCGGCGCCCGGGAGGACCAGGUCGUCGACGAGGGUGGCGCCGGCCUUCUCGAGGAGCGGGAGCGCGGCGUCGAACGCGGGGAUGAGGACGCCGCGCUGGGCGCUCGUGGCGCCGGCGAAGAGGUUGCGGGGGAUGCCGAUGCGCUUGCCGGCCAGGCCACCCGUGUCCUUGCACGCGCCGACGUAGUCCGGCAUCCUGUCGAACGGGAAUAUGUACGCCGCGUCCUUGACCGAGCGGGCCAUGGGGCCCACGGUGUCCUGGUGCUCGGACAGGGGCACGACCAGGUACCGCGACGUGAGGCCGGACGUGGGCUUGAUGCCGACCAGGUUGUUCAUGUUCGACGGAGACAAAAUCGAGCCGCUGGUCUCCGUGCCCAGGGCGGCCAGCGCGAGGCCCAGCGAGCUGGAGACGCCGCUGCCCGAGGACGACCCGGAGGGGUCCUGCCGCGGGUAAUACGCGCCCUGGACCUGGCCCCCGUAGGCCGACCACCCGUUGCUGGUCCGGUAGCUGCGGAAGUUGGCCCACUGGGACAGAUUCGCCUUACCGAGGAUCACGGCGCCCGCCCUCCUGAGCCUGGCCGCCACGGUGCUGUCCGCGGGCACCCUGGCGCCGAGCAGGGCGUACGACCCGGCCGUGGUGUUCAUCCCGCCGUCGAGCGCCGGGUCGGUCGCGAUGUUGUCCUUCAGCAGCAGCGGGAUCCCGUGCAGCGGGCCCCGCACCUUGCCGCAGGCCCUCUCGCGGUCCAGGGCGCGAGCGGCGGCGCGGGCCGCGGGGUUCAGCUCCGUGACGGCGUGCAGCUCGCCGUUGACCUCGGCGAUGCGCGCCGUGUACGCGUCCACGAGGUCGACGCUCGUGAAGAGCCCGGCGCCCAGGCCUGCCACCAGGUCUUCCAGGCUGGCAUUGAUAAGGGAUGGGAACCCCCGGCCGUCGAUGCUUGUUGCACUAUCACUAUCGGGGUACAAUGGCCCCGCUGCCGCCGCUGCCGCCGCCGCCGCCGCACCGGUGACCGGAAAAGCGGGGCCGUGACUGGGAAAUGCGGCCGCCGAAUGGCAGAAGAGGAGCAGCCAAGGGAUUAG
Messenger RNA from Thyridium curvatum, 1914 nucleotides. RefSeq lists its product as uncharacterized. The coding region runs from base 1 to 1914 and encodes 637 amino acids. The record is from RefSeq and is a predicted model, not a curated record. NCBI's taxonomy places the organism in Eukaryota, Fungi, Ascomycota, Sordariomycetes, Thyridiales, Thyridiaceae. The transcript has 4 exons.